This is a messenger RNA of Oryzias latipes (Japanese medaka), 2659 nucleotides long. RefSeq lists its product as uncharacterized. Gene Ontology annotation, biological process: regulation of DNA-templated transcription. Lineage: Eukaryota; Metazoa; Chordata; Actinopteri; Beloniformes; Adrianichthyidae. The record is from RefSeq and is a predicted model, not a curated record. Gene Ontology annotation, molecular function: DNA-binding transcription factor activity, RNA polymerase II-specific; RNA polymerase II cis-regulatory region sequence-specific DNA binding.
UGCAGGAACCAGAACCUCCACAGAUUAAAGAGGAACUGCAGGAGCCAGAACCUCCAUUGAUUAAAGAGGAACUGCAGGAACCAGAACGUGUGUACAGCUCUCACAUGUCAGCAGUCGUCCCUGAGCAUCGGGUGACUGAAGAGGAUCCCUGCAACCAGUACAGGAAAUUCAAAGACGAACACGAGGAACCAGAACCUCCACAAACUAAAGAGGAACUGCAGCAACCAGAACCAUCACAGAUGAAAGAGGAGCCAGAGGAGCUCUUCAUCAGUCAGGCUGAAGAGCAGCUUGAUCUGAAGCAGGAGACUGAUACCUUGAUGCAGAUCCCUACUUAUGGGGAAGAUGAGAACAGUGAAGCAGAUCUAAACAAUCAGCAGAGCUUUAAUGUCACUGAUAGUCAGGAUGAAGAAGGAAACCAACAUGAAGAAUCAACAUCAACUACAGAUGAAGAGACAGACCCACAGAACAGGGAACAGAGGAAGAGAAGAGACAGAAGUCAUGUCCAAAAUAUGGACAGAGCUCAGAUGUCAGAAAGUGACUCUGUUGGAAAAAAAACGAGAGAGGUAUCUUUGGUUAAGAAAUGCCAACAAUCUACAAGAGGAAAAAGAUCUACCUUUAACAAGUUUGGUAAAAGAAAGGGAAUUGCAAAAAAUGUGUCAAUGAGAACUGAGUCUGAAAGACCUUAUGUCUGUCAAGAAUGUGGUAAAAGCUUUAAUUACUGGUCUAAAGUCAAAUGUCACAUGAGAACUCAUACAGGAGAAAAGCCUUUCUUGUGUAAAGAAUGUGACAAACGUUUUACUCGUAUUUAUAGUCUCAAAAAACACAUGAGAACUCACACAGGAGAGAAGCCUUUUCCUUGUAAAGAUUGUGAAACAAGUUUUCGUCAAAUAUCUCAUCUCAAAGCACACAUGAGAACUCACACAGGAGAAACACCUUUUUCUUGUAAAGAAUGUGAUAAAAGUUUUAGUUGUAACAUUCAUCUCAAAUCACACACAAAAACUCACACAGGCAAAACGGCUUUUUCUUGUAAAGAUUGUGAUGCAAGUUUUAGUCGUAUAUUUAGUCUCAAAACACACAUGAGAACUCACACAGGAGAAAAGCCUUUUACUUGUAAAGAAUGUGAUAAAAGUUUUAGUUGUAAAAUUCAUCUCAAAAGACACAUGAGAAGACACACAGGAGAAAAGCCAUUUACUUGUAAAGAAUGUAAUAAAAAUUUUAGUGAAAAAUCUCACCUUAAAUCACACAUGAGAACUCACACAGGAGAGAAGCCUUUUACUUGUAAAGAAUGUGAUAAAAGUUUUAGUCAAUCAUCUAUUCUUAAUAGACAUAAGAGAACUCACACAGGAGAGAAGCUUUUUAAUUGUAAAGAAUGUGACAAAAGUUUUAGUUGUAACAUUUAUCUCAAAAAACACAUGAGAACUCAUCCAGGAGAGAAACUUUUUACUUGUAAGGAAUGUGAUAAAAGUUUUAGUACAACAUCUGUUCUCAAUAUACAUAUGAGAACUCAUACAGGAGAGAAGCCUUUUCCUUGUAAAGAAUGUCAUAAAAGUUUUUGUCGUAACAUUUAUCUCAAAGUACAUAUGAGAACUCAUACAGGAGAAAGGCCUUUUCUUUGUAAAGAAUGUGAUAAACGAUUCUUUCAUAAAGCUAGUCUUCAAAAACAUAUGAGAACUCAUUCAGGAGAGAAAUCUUUUUCUAAUAAACAAAUUUAGUGAAAACUGUCUACCUAAGAAACAAAGUAAAACUAGAAGGAGCUGCAUUUCCAGAAAAAAAAGCAGGGUUGAAAUUAAUAUUGCUGAAUUAAAAUGAAACUUAAAGGGUAUUAAUUGACACAAAAAAAUAAAGAAUUUUACCACAAAGUGAAAACAGUACAAAUAACAAAGAUGUUUCUGUGAAACAUCCCAGUGCCAGGUCUCCAACCAGCGAGCUUCUGCAUCAAGGAUUCCUCAUUUAUUUCAAUCGAUGCAGAAAUCCUGGAAUAUCUUGAAAAGUUAUAGAAAGUAGCAAAAGUACCAAAAGUCAUAGCUGGAAAAAGCUGUAACAUUUUUUAUAGUUGAAAGGUUGAAAUAGCUGAAAUUUUUUUUGAAAGGAGUUAAGUGGCCAAAAAUGGCGGAAGAUACAAAAUAAAGGAAGACAAAAACAAUUAUGGGGUCAAAUCAGAAUCGGCUUAAAACAAGUAAAAGAACAGGUUGAAAAAUUGAGAAAUAUAUCAUAAAUAAAAAAAAUGAAACCAGUUCUAAACUUAAAAGUUAACAAUUUAAAUUUGAAGGAUUUAUUUAAAAAUGUACUUGUAAAUUUGAAUCAUAAACAUAAUAAAACGAAUACAGGGUAGAUAACUGCCAAAAGGAAAUGUAUACUGAUGAAGAAAGUUGUGCACAUUUCAGAAACAAAAAUAUGAAUAGAACACUAAGUUUUAACUAUGACAUGUUAACUUUGAAUAUGACUUUGUUCUGAAUAUGUUAUAUAUGUAUAUAUAUCUUAUUAGAUCAAUGUCAAAAUACAUCACAGGUUCACGGCGUUAAUAUCUUAUUUUAUAUUGUUUUUCUAACUGCUAUAUUUUUUAUCUUGAUUUUAUUUUAUAUUUUUUAUCUGAGAAGCAUUUUGAGAUGUUAUGUUGCAUGAAAAGUGCUAUAUAAAUAAAGGUGAAUUUGGAUUUGAA